CUCCGUCUUUCCAGUCAUUUGCGCUUUGGGUUCGCUGCACCAUGAGCGAUACCGUGUUGAUCGUUGCAAUCGCUGGCGGCGUCGUCGUCGCGAUCCUUGCGGGCUUCUUCAUCUGGCGGUCAUGCAGAAGCAGCAAGUCGACCAACGACGGGUAUGUGAACCAGUCCACGUUCAACCACUCCACACGCAACCUGUCCAACGACCGAUCCAAGUCAAACAAUACUGGCACCCGCACAAACACCAGUGGCGUGGACACGUUCCGUCCUAUCCAAGCUCCCGCAGACCCCACGGAGAACUAUUUCCCCGAACUCAUGCCGUUCCGUAUCGACCACAACGAAGUGCUGCUCACCCGCGCGAUUUCCCGCGGCGCGUUCGGUGUCGUGUGGUUGGGCCACUACCAUGGCCAACCCGUCGCGAUUAAGCGCAUGAUCGAGGGCGACGACCAAGCCGUGCUCUUCUCCAAGGAAAUCCAGAUCAUGGGUCGGUUGAAAGCGCCCAACAUUGUCGAAUUCAUCGGGUCCACGUGGACUUCUGGCAUGGACUUGAGUGCCGUGACCGAGUUUAUGGACGGCGGCGACGUCCGCACGUUGCUCGAGAACCCCAAGAUCCAGCUCUCGUGGCCUGCGCAAAAGGUGAACAUCGCCAUCGACGUCGCGCUCGCGCUCGCGUACCUCCACGGGCUCACUCCGAAGCUCAUCCAUCGCGACUUGAAGUCCAAGAACGUUCUGCUCACGUCCAAUAUGGUCGCUAAGCUGUCGGACUUUGGGCUCAGCCGCAACCGCAGCUACGAAGAAACCCUCACGGCCGGCGUCGGCACGGUGCGCUGGACCGCGCCCGAAGUCAUGCUCGGCGACAUCUACUCGGAGAUCUCGGACGUGUACUCAUUCGGUGUCGUGCUGUCUGAACUCGACACCCGCGAGAUUCCAUUUGACGACCAGAAGAGCAGCAAAGCCGGCGGCGCGCCAGACAUGUCCAUCGUCGUCAAGGUCGCGCGCGGGGAACUGCGCCCGACGUUCUCGCCCGACUGCCCCGCGUCCAUCCUGCAGAUCGCUAAAGCAUGUCUGCAGUUCGACCCGGCGCUUCGUCCAUCCAGUGCCCGCGUCGUGGAAAUGCUGCAACAAGCCAAGCUCGAGUUUACCUUAAAUGGCCAGUAAAUAAUUGACUGACUGCCUUAUGUCGAUGCACUAUAAUAGUAUAUUUUUUGUAACCUAAAAGUCCAAUUUACAACUGUAAACCCAAA
Molecule: messenger RNA, 1240 nt
Organism: Aphanomyces astaci
Lineage: Eukaryota; Oomycota; Saprolegniomycetes; Saprolegniales; Verrucalvaceae
Product: TKL/DRK protein kinase
Exons: 1
Coding region: 42-1154 (370 amino acids)
Biological process (GO): protein phosphorylation
Molecular function (GO): ATP binding; protein kinase activity
Source: RefSeq, a predicted model, not a curated record